AUGGAAUCACGAUUACGAUUGGCUGGCUUCCUCCAUUUGAGCAAGCGUUUGAGCAGGAGUUUGAGCAAGUAUUGGAGCAAGAUGGAGUCGUGCAGAUUUGAAGACACUGAUUAUUGCAACGAGAUGUGCAUGAGUUCGAUACGGAACCACAAAGAGAUGAGCAGGAAUUGGUUUGACAGCCAGAGGGGGACGACGAUUUUGACCACAUUAGAGGAGAUCCUCGUUGGCAGUGUCGAUGGAGAGUCCGAUCCAUGCAACGGCAGUGUAGGCAAGAGUGGAGGCGACAAGGACGGCAGUGUAGAUGGCGUUCAUGCUGGCUUCGGUUGGUUGGAUUGGAUCUAUUGGAUCUUGUUCAAACUGACGAUUUGCUCGGCUUAA
Messenger RNA from Caenorhabditis remanei, 378 nucleotides. RefSeq lists its product as uncharacterized. Lineage: Eukaryota; Metazoa; Nematoda; Chromadorea; Rhabditida; Rhabditidae. The transcript is spliced from 2 exons. Bases 1 to 378 code for a protein of 125 amino acids. The record is from RefSeq and is a predicted model, not a curated record.